This is a messenger RNA of Mus musculus (house mouse), 2816 nucleotides long. It is a transcript of the gene Zfy2, whose product is annotated as zinc finger protein 2, Y-linked. Gene Ontology annotation, cellular component: nucleus. Bases 359 to 2692 code for a protein of 777 amino acids. The transcript is spliced from 9 exons. Gene Ontology annotation, biological process: regulation of DNA-templated transcription. NCBI's taxonomy places the organism in Eukaryota, Metazoa, Chordata, Mammalia, Rodentia, Muridae. The record is from RefSeq and is marked provisional. Gene Ontology annotation, molecular function: DNA binding; metal ion binding.
AGAACUAUGGGGCCAGUCUCUGGAGAGCUCUGCUAUUGCUCCAGUGGCCAAGAAAGUCCACUGGUCUAGAGCAGCAACAGGAGCAGCCACCGCCACCAAAGCCAAAAGAUCUAAGCUUAAGACCUCCAGCAAAAGAUUCAAGCUUAAUAAGAAGCGAAACCCUAGAUUUAGCUUCCCAAGAGAUCUUGUCCCUCUUUAAUUCGUUCCAGUUCUCGUUCCUGUUGUUGCUGUUGUGGUUCUCGUAGCAGAAAUACAUUAAAGCCAGAGACCGGCCCAGUACUCUGAAGUCUGCAGUACUUGUCGUCAUUGCCUACCCCUCUACACUGGUCUGGAGCUGACUUAGUAAGAACUAAAGGCCAUGGAUGAAGAUGAAAUUGAAUUGACCCCAGAAGAAGAAAAGUCGUUAUUUGAUGGAAUAGGAGCUGAUGCAGUACACAUGGAUAGUGACCAGAUUUCUGUAGAAGUACAAGAAACUGUUUUUUUAUCUAAUUCAGAUGUAACUGUGCACAAUUUUGUUCCUGAUGAUCCAGACUCAGUUAUAAUUCAAGAUGUUAUUGAAAAUGUUCUUAUUGAAGAUGUUCACUGUUCACAUAUUUUAGAAGAAACAGAUAUAUCUGACAAUGUCAUUAUUCCUGAGCAAGUUCUCGAUUUAGAUACAGCUGAAGAAGUGUCUUUAGCACAGUUCUUAAUUCCAGACAUUUUAACUUCCAGUAUUACAUCAACCUCAUUGACUAUGCCUGAACAUGUCUUGAUGAGUGAAGCUAUACAUGUGUCUAAUGUAGGACAUUUUGAACAAGUGAUUCAUGAUAGCCUAGUAGAAAGAGAAAUCAUCACUGAUCCUUUGACAGCCGACAUUUCAGAUAUACUGGUAGCAGAUUGGGCUUCUGAAGCAGUCUUAGAUUCCAGUGGGAUGCCUCUGGAGCAGCAAGAUGAUGCCAGAAUCAACUGUGAGGAUUAUCUAAUGAUGUCUUUGGAUGAGCCUAGCAAAACAGAUCAUGAAGGUUCCUCUGAAGUUACCAUGAAUGCAGAGUCAGAAACUGAUUCUUCUAAAUUGGAUGAAGCAUCUCCAGAAGUUAUCAAGGUGUGCAUUCUUAAAGCUGACUCAGAAGUGGAUGAUGUAGGAGAAACUAUACAAGCAGUAGAGAGUGAGACCGACAAUGGCAAUGAAGCUGAAGUCACUGAUCAGAGGACUAGCAUUCAUGUUCCCAGAGUCAACAUUUAUAUGUUAGCCAGUGAUUCUCAAAAGGAAGAAGAAGAUACUAAAGUAAUUGUAGGAGAUGAAGAUGCUGGUGGCACAGCUGCAGAUACUCCUGAGCAUGAGCAACAGAUGGAUGUCAGUGAAAUAAAAGCAGCUUUCCUACCUAUUGCAUGGACAGCAGCUUAUGAUAAUAAUUCUGAUGAAAUUGAAGUGCAGAAUGCCACUGCCAGUGCUAUGUUACACCAUGAUGAAUCUGGUGGCCUUGACAGAGUACCAAAACAAAAAUCAAAAAAGAAAAAAAGACCUGAAUCCAAACAGUACCAGUCAGCAAUAUUUGUUGCUCCUGAUGGACAAACUUUACGUGUCUAUCCUUGCAUGUUUUGUGGGAAAAAAUUUAAGACCAAAAGGUUUUUGAAAAGACACAUAAAAAACCAUCCUGAAUACCUUGCUAAUAAAAAAUAUCACUGUACUGAGUGUGAUUACAGUACCAACAAGAAGAUAAGCUUACAUAAUCACAUGGAGAGCCACAAGCUAACCAUUAAGACAGAAAAGACCACCGAAUGUGAUGACUGUAGGAAGAAUCUUUCUCAUGCUGGGACAAUGCAUACAGAAAAAGGAGUCAACAAAACAUGUAAGUGUAAGUUCUGUGACUAUGAAACAGCUGAACAGACAUUAUUGAAUCACCACCUUUUGGUGGUCCACAGGAAGAAAUUUCCUCACAUUUGUGGAGAAUGUGGUAAAGGUUUCCGUCACCCAUCAGCACUCAAAAAGCACAUACGAGUUCACACAGGAGAGAAGCCCUAUGAAUGUCAGUAUUGUGAGUACAAGUCUGCAGACUCUUCCAACUUGAAAACUCAUAUAAAAUCUAAGCAUAGUAAAGAGAUACCACUGAAGUGUGGCAUCUGUCUCCUGACUUUCUCAGAUACCAAAGAGGCUCAGCAACAUGCCGUUCUGCACCAAGAAAGCAGAACACAUCAAUGUUCACAUUGCAACCAUAAGAGUUCAAACUCAAGUGAUUUAAAGCGACACAUAAUUUCCGUUCACACAAAGGCGUAUCCUCAUAAAUGUGACAUGUGCAGCAAAGGAUUUCAUAGGCCUUCAGAACUCAAGAAGCAUGUGGCUACCCAUAAAAGUAAAAAAAUGCACCAAUGUAGACACUGUGACUUUAAGAGUCCAGAUCCAUUUCUGCUUAGUCACCAUAUUCUCUCAGCUCACACAAAGAAUGUUCCAUUCAAGUGUAAGAGAUGUAAAAAGGAAUUUCAACAACAGUGUGAGCUUCAAACGCAUAUGAAGACCCACAGUAGCCGAAAAGUCUAUCAGUGUGAGUACUGUGAAUAUAGCACCAAAGAUGCCUCAGGUUUUAAGCGCCAUGUUAUCUCCAUUCAUACGAAAGACUAUCCUCACCGCUGUGACUUCUGCAAGAAAGGAUUCCGGAGACCCUCGGAAAAGAAUCAACACAUAAUGCGACAUCAUAAAGAAGUUGGCCUGGCCUAAGUGUGUAAUCCUAACGUAUGGGGACAUUGGCAUUCAGGCAGGAAAUUCAUUUUAAAAGUAGGCAUCCUUGUUCACAUUCAAUGUCAUGAAUUUGUCAAGUGAAUAUAAAUAUGAUAUUGCUUCG